AUUGUCUGAGGCGCACCUAGCUGUAGCUUGUCUCCUUCCUCUUUCUACUCAUUCAUUAAUUUAUUAACCAAGACGAUGGAUAUGAAGCAGCGUUAAAGUCUUUAUUUUAAGGCGUGCUGUCCCAGCUCUUUUCCUGUCUCUCAGGGACCCUCAGCCUGCUCUCCCUCUGUGCUAAAACAACUUCUGCACUCACCAUGGCCCAACAACAACAGAUAAGUCUACCAGCCAAACUGAUCAAUGGAGGGAUUGCAGGCAUGGUAGGAGUCACCUGUGUGUUCCCAAUCGACUUGGCCAAGACGCGCUUGCAGAACCAGCGCAGUGGGCAGCAAAUCUACAAGAACAUGAUGGACUGCCUAGUCAAGACAGUUAAAUCUGAGGGCUACUUUGGCAUGUACAGAGGUGCUGCAGUAAAUCUAACCCUGGUAACCCCAGAGAAAGCCAUCAAACUAGCUGCUAAUGAUUUCUUUCGCCACAUGUUGAGCAAAGAUGGUGGUAAGUUGACAGUGUUCAAGGAGAUGUUGGCGGGAUGCUGUGCGGGGAUGUGCCAGGUCAUUGUCACCACACCCAUGGAGAUGCUCAAGAUCCAGCUGCAGGAUGCAGGCAGGAUAGCUGCCCAGCAGAGAGUGAUGCCCGCUGUUGUAACAACUCUGAAGAUGGGCAGGGCCAGCGCAGUUCUUAGCCGUUCCUAUAACACCAUCCCUGGGCCUCAAGCCAUGCGAACUUCUGCCAUACAGAUCACCAGAGAGCUGCUGAGGACCAAGGGUGUUACAGGACUAUACAGGGGUCUUGGGGCCACAUUGAUGAGGGACAUCCCGUUCUCCGUUGUGUACUUUCCUCUUUUUGCACAUGUGCACCAGCUUGGCCAGCAUUCAUCUGACGACCCAUCCGUCCCUUUCUAUUGGUCCUUUUUGUCUGGCUGCUUGGCUGGAUCCAUCGCCGCUGUGGCUGUCAGUCCUUGCGAUGUUGUCAAAACAAGGCUCCAGUCGCUCAGAAAAGGAACUAAUGAAGAAACGUACAGUGGCGUGGUGGACUGUAUCAGGAAGAUCCUGAGAAAAGAGGGUCCUGGAGCUUUCCUCAAGGGAGCUACUUGCCGGGCCCUUGUCAUAGCCCCGCUCUUUGGCAUUGCACAGGUUGUGUACUUUGUGGGUGUUGGAGAGUUCCUGCUGGGGUACACACCCUACAACAUCUGCUCUGCAUAAAAAAAAAAAAGCUGUUUCCAACCUUUGCUGGUUUAUUAAAUUACAGCAGCUAUGCCCCGAGCGUAGCAAUGGAUCCAGCUCUUUGUGUACCUUCUUUAUUGUUGGAGGUUUCGAGUAAAAUGCUAAAUGGAUCAUAGAUAUGCCAUUCAUUUUAAAAUGGUCUAAAAAUAUGACUUUAGCAUGAAGAUCUCUUUUUUUAAUUAAGAGACUGAGGUUGAAGUUUACCAGUCUGUGCUUCACUGGAUCUUUCUGGGAGACAGAGCUUUCCUCACCUGCCCAGAGCUCUGCUUCAGGGGCACCAGACUAUUCACUGCUUUCUCAGCUUUACUCCAUCACCUGCCUUUCAUUGCAACCCUAAUCUGGUUUUCCAUCUAACUGCUCUAUCUUGGCAACUAUGAGGUGAUGGUAUUUAAUGUUAUGAAGAGACAUAACUGUGCCAAUUAGCAUAAAACAAUAGUGGUCGAACAUUUUUACUUCACUUCCGUCCUGUUUUAAGAGGAUAAAUAAAAAAGGGGCAUAACCUCGUCCCAAAUUCUGUCAUCUAGGGAUGAUGGUUUAGAAAAGAUGAAGAAGAAAUGUUUGGUCAAGAGGUCUCCUGUUCCCCAUUCUCGCACCACAUACACAACUGUGAUUGAUCUAAAGUGAAUUUUAGUUUUGAGCGCGCACUGCGAGUCUCUUCUACACAACUCUGUGUAUUUUUUGUUUGUGUUUUUUAACUCUGCAAAUAAAGCCCAACAAGGCCA
This is a messenger RNA of Pundamilia nyererei, 1942 nucleotides long. RefSeq names its product mitochondrial glutamate carrier 1-like. The transcript is spliced from 10 exons. Gene Ontology annotation, biological process: malate-aspartate shuttle; aspartate transmembrane transport; L-glutamate transmembrane transport. The record is from RefSeq and is a predicted model, not a curated record. Bases 195 to 1199 code for a protein of 334 amino acids. NCBI's taxonomy places the organism in Eukaryota, Metazoa, Chordata, Actinopteri, Cichliformes, Cichlidae. Gene Ontology annotation, molecular function: L-aspartate transmembrane transporter activity; L-glutamate transmembrane transporter activity.